AAAACUCAAAUGGCUCCAUAACCUUGUUGCCUUUCUCUACUCUUUCGUUCCCAAUUUCAAAUCAGGAACAAAUUAGCCAUAGCAAGAACAGAGGCAAAAGGCCCAAUUACUUGAUCGAUUCUCAUCAUUCCCGAUUUCAGGAACAAGUUAGCUAUCGAUUUCCGAGCUCAAAAGGCCACAAACGCUCUCACUACAAGCAGCAACGAUGUGGCGAUUGAUUUCACUAACACUAGCAGCAGCUAUAUUAGUGACGUCGGCAACGGCGGCGCUAAUGGCAAGACCAGAAGAUCUUAAUCAGUCAACGGGAGUGGGAACGCAUGGGAUUCUCUGGCCUGACACAGCGGAUGAGGCAGAUGAGGGAGACCUUAUUCCUGGGACCGAGGACGAGCUCCAUGGCGGCUUUUCUUCCUUAGAGGGGAUGUUGCAGUGGGCAAUAGGGCAUUCUGAUCCAGCAAAAUUGAAGGAAACAGCAAAAGAGGUUCGAAAGUUGUCUCCUGAGGAGCUAAAGGGCCGUCAGAUAGAAUUACAGGAAUUUAUGGAGAAACAUAAAUUGCCAUCAGAUGCAAAGUUAAUGCAGAUUGCAAUAGAUGACUUGAAAAAUUCAUCCAUGUCUUUGGAGGAUAGAUUCCGUGCUCUCUAUGAGCUGUUGGAGCUUGUUGAGCCAAUAGAUAAUGCAAAUGACCUGCACAAACUCGGAGGCCUUACUGUGGUUAUUGGAGAACUUUAUCAUUCAGCGACAGAAGUAAGGGCUCUUGCAGCAGAGGUUAUUGGCAAGGCCAGUCAAAAUAACCCAAGAGUGCAGAAACAGGUGCUUGAACUUGGAGCUAUGGCGAUCCUUGUGAAGAUGGCAAAGUCAUGUUCUGUUGAGGAAGUUACAAAAGCACUCUAUGCUAUUUCAGCCUUAGUUAGAAAUAACUUAGAUGGCCAAGAGCUAUUUUAUCAGGAAGCUGGUUAUUCUAUGCUUCAGGAUAUUCUAAACAAUUCAACUUUAGACAUAAGGUUACACAGGAAAUCAGUAUCUCUUAUUGCUGACUUGGCUGAAUGCCAACUAGGAAGUGAAAAUAGAGAGGAGCUGCCUAUUUUCAGCAACCGUUUCUUCUUGAAGUCUGUGGUUGAUCUAGUAAUGUCAAGUGACCUUGAUCUCCAGGAGAAGGCCCUUUAUGCAAUAAGAAACUUGUUGCUGCUAAGAUCGACUGAAGGUCUGGUUUUCAAGGACUUCUGCAAAUUGGAUCUGUUACUUGAGAGGAUGAGACAGCAGUUGCAGCAACUUAUGGUAGAUGAAAAUCACAGAGAGUAUGCAAUGGACGUGGAAAGUCUUCGGCAAGAAGUGCAGCAGACCUUUAUUCAGAAACUGGAUAAGCAGGCUACUAAAGUUCCCACAUGAUUUGGUGAUUCGAUUUUCAACGAUCAGCUUUUGGACUCUUUGACUCGAGAUGUGUACGCCUUGGGCUAUUAUUCUGUGUAUAUUAGGUAGUAAUUCACCUAUAGUUUUUCAUUGAGCCUUAGGUUUGAAUUUAGUGUUAGAAAGUAUAGUUUCAAGUGCGACGAGGGCAGCCUUGGCACAAUAGAGAAGAUUAUUUAUCAAUGCAAAAGAUUUUUUGAUAGAACAGUAUUGGCACGAAAAAGAAGAUUGUUUGUUAAUGCAAAGGAUUUUUGAGCCUACUCAUAGGGUUUUUCACUUCUCUACCAGCCAACAGCAGUGUUAACUAUUAUGUCACCAGUCAAACCGGCCUGUUUCGUGAUACAAUUUGGCUUCUAUUCUUCUAUGCUGUAAACAAGUUUUGGUUAUGUUGAAUUUUAGAUAUUAGACUUAGAUUUAGCCCGUUA
This is a messenger RNA of Ipomoea triloba (trilobed morning glory), 1827 nucleotides long. RefSeq names its product hsp70 nucleotide exchange factor FES1. NCBI's taxonomy places the organism in Eukaryota, Viridiplantae, Streptophyta, Magnoliopsida, Solanales, Convolvulaceae. Bases 206 to 1384 code for a protein of 392 amino acids. The transcript is spliced from 8 exons. The record is from RefSeq and is a predicted model, not a curated record.